UAUCACGGGAAAAGACAAGAGAAUUUUACAAAAUAAGAUGUCGUACGGUGACGAAGGAGCGGCAUUGAUAGAACAAACACCACAACCUCAAAAUUUUCCCAGAGGAGGAAGACUGGAGCCGGAGAUAGAUCGAUUUGACGAAGUUGUUGAAUUGAUUGAAGAACGAAAGCAGUUUCUUGAUGAUAUGGAAAAACUAGGGCAAGGAAAAAAGUACCGAAGUUUGAUAGCUGCAGAAAUAUCUAAGGGAUACGGGAACUCGAGCUUAUCGAUAAGAAACGGACAGGAGAACUUAACCUGGCUUUAGAAAACGAUACAAGCUCCACUAAGAAACGGACAGAAGAAGUUAACCUGGCUUUAGAAAACGAUACAAGCUCCAC
This is a messenger RNA of Xenia sp. Carnegie-2017, 377 nucleotides long. RefSeq names its product UPF0193 protein EVG1 homolog. NCBI's taxonomy places the organism in Eukaryota, Metazoa, Cnidaria, Anthozoa, Malacalcyonacea, Xeniidae. The transcript is spliced from 3 exons. The record is from RefSeq and is a predicted model, not a curated record. Bases 38 to 304 code for a protein of 88 amino acids.